GGACCUGGAACAGCGGAACCAGCGCUGGGCUUCUUGAUCCACCGAAUAGCUAAUAUUUCAGCCAACGGGCUUCUUUCUCUUUUCAGAGACCCGGUACAUGCGAAUGACGAGAGCGUAGUGAUUCCGUUUUUUAUCAGUGUUGUUUCUUUUCCUAACGAUGACGGACUGCUGCCGUUUUUGAUCCUAAUAUUUUAAUCGCUUAAAAAAGUGAGCGGACAAACAUAAAGUUUUGAGCGAGUUUAGUGAGAUUUGCGUAAAGAAGAGGAGAGGGAAGAGGAUAGAGUCCCCCCACAUGAGGGCGAGAUCUGACUGAACUUCAUUUAGCCAUUCUCACAAUAUGAAGAAAUGUCUGAGGAGACAGAGUUGGAUGUGAGAGGCGGUGUGGUGUGGAGAGAACGAGAUCGAGAGAGGGCACGCGAGUCCACGGCCAGAGCCAGCAGCAGGAGCAGCAGCAGCAGCAGCGGUGCAGGGGGAGGAGGAGGAGAAGAAGGAGAAAGCUCCAUGCAGUUCAGCACCAGACCGGCCAGCGCUGAGCCGGGCUUCAUGGGGACAUGGACACAGCAGAGCACUGACAGCAACCUCCUCUUCAGAAUGUCCCAGCAGGCCAUCCGCUGUACUCUGGUAAACUGCACAUGUGAGUGUUUCCAGCCUGGCAAAAUCCACCUGCGGACAUGUGACCAGUGCAAGCAUGGAUGGGUAGCGCAUGCACUAGACAAGCUGAGCACACAGCAUUUGUACCACCCGACGCAGGUGGAGAUCGUGCAGUCCAAUGUGGUGUUUGACAUUAGCAGUCUGAUGCUGUAUGGGACUCAGGCAGUACCUGUGAGAUUGAAGAUCCUACUGGACCGUCUGUUCAGUGUCCUUAAACAGGAAGAGGUUCUACACAUUCUUCAUGGCUUGGGCUGGACUCUGAGAGACUACGUUAGAGGCUACAUAUUACAGGAUGCUGCAGGCAAGGUUCUGGACAGAUGGACUAUAAUGUCUCGGGAAGAGGAGAUCAUCACACUGCAACAGUUUCUGCGCUUUGGCGAAACAAAGUCUAUUGUGGAAUUGAUGGCCAUUCAGGAAAAAGAAGGUCAGGCAGUCACAGUGCCCUCAUCAAAGACUGAUUCUGGAAUUAGAACUUUUAUUGAAAGCAACAAUCGCACACGUAGUCCUGGCCUUUUAUCACACCUAGAAAACAACAGCCCUUCUAGCAUUCACCAUUUUGAGAACAUCCCAAACAGUUUGGCUUUCUUGCUGCCCUUCCAGUACAUCAACCCGAUGUCAGCCCCUAUGCUAGGGCUUCCACCAAAUGGACUUAGUAUUGAACAAUCAGGUCUUAGAAUGAGGGAGCCAAACCUGCCAAAUCAGAGUGACCCAGUGGAGGCCAGCGAAUCUGAAGUUUCACUCUCACCAUUUCAUAGUGGUCAAAGCCCCAGUCGAGGAGUAAUGGGGACCUUACCCAAUGCCAUCGAACCUAAGACAGAACCCAACAGAGCUUCUCCUAUCUCUCCAACACCAUCUACACUGCAGUCCCAGCAACCACAGACACCAACACAACAGACACAGGGGCAACAACAGUCAAGUUCUCUGAACAAUCACCAGAUUCAUCACCAUUUUGAAAAAAAUGAACAGUCAAAAACUAUAACACACUCUUCUUUCUCCUCCAAAAUGCAUCGCAUACGUCGCAUGGGUGCGACAUCACGUAAGGGUCGUGUCUGCUGCAACUCCUGUGGCAAGACUUUCUAUGAUAAGGGUACUUUAAAGAUCCACUACAAUGCUGUGCAUCUGAAGAUUAAGCAUCGUUGUACUAUUGAAGGCUGCAAUAUGGUCUUCAGCUCUCUGCGUAGUCGUAACCGACAUAGUGCUAAUCCCAAUCCUCGCCUACACAUGCCUAUGCUGAGGAACAAUCGGGACAAGGACCUUAUUCGCUCCAGCUCUGGGACAGCCACUCCUGUCAUAUCAAGUACCAAAAGUGGCUUCAAUCUAACUAGCCCAGGGCGGCCACCAUUAAGUUUUGCCACCCCUCCUCUUGAGCCUAUGAUACAGUCACCUCUGCAGAGCCCACUUGUGUUCCCUUCUUUAAAGUCUGUGCAGCCAGUGCAACCUGUGCCACCCUUUUAUCGCACACUACUUUCUCCUGCUGACCUAGUUAGCCCCCCAGUCUCUCUGCCUACCAGUCCAAUUCUGCCUACAACAGCUAACAGCACAUCUCUUACGGACCAGCAACAGAUGUUAGCUGUUAGCUCCCUUAGCAUGCAUGUAUCCGAAACAUCACCAUUUUCUCAUCGCUUACCCACAAAUCACAGUACCCAAGAUUCCAUUAUUCUUGAUCCUAUGCCUAAAAAGAAGCCUCGCAAGUCUAGCAUGCCAGUAAAAAUAGAGAAAGAGGUGAUAGAUGUUGCAGAUGACUAUGAUGACAAAGAUGAGGAUGAUGAUGAUGGAGACAGUUGUCACCAUCACCAUCAUCAACCAUCCAGCAUCCAUAAUGUUAAUGGCAACUGCAACAACAACAAUAAUGGCAGUAGCAGCAGCAGUCAUCAUUGUGGUGGUAGUGGACAUGAGUCUCCAUCACACGAUGAAAUGAGUCCCAGUCAAGCACUUAGAGGCAUGCUCCAUCCUGAACAAGAAGAAUGCACUGGCAGUCAUGGUGGUAGAGGCCAUGGUGACCUACGCUGUAUUGACAGCUUUACCUCUGAGGACCAAGAUCAUGAGCGUGACUUUGAAAAUGAGUCUGAGACAUCUGAAUCCAAAAUGCUGUACCGCGAUGAGCUGAUGGACACUGACAUAAAUCAGACUGCUCUGGGGAAAAAUAUGGAUAAGGAACACCAGGGGACAGAAGAUGACCAACAUCUAAGAAAAGAUUUGGAUGAACACAGCCAUUCCCCACCCUCCCAACACCAGCCUGUUAUCAAAAUCAAAGAAGAGAUCAAUGAUCCUACUUAUGACAUGUUCUGCAUGGGUCAAUACAGCCUUUACAAUGGAGGUAUGGCAGCUGCCGCUGCAGCUGCUGCCAGCAUGGCUGCCUUACAUGAAAGUUUCAUCUCCUCUAUGAGCUAUGGAACAAGUACACCAAAGUUCCCCUCCCAGUCACCUGAGGGUGAUCUCUGCUCUAGUCCUGAUCCCAAAAUCUGCUAUGUCUGCAAAAAGAGCUUUAAAAGUUCCUACAGUGUCAAACUGCAUUACAAGAAUGUUCACCUAAAAGAGAUGCAUGUGUGCACUGUCUCUGGAUGCAAUGCUGCUUUCCCCUCCAGGCGGAGCAGAGAUAGACACAGCUCCAACAUCAACCUGCAUCGCAAACUACUGACCAAAGAGCUGGAUGACAUUGUCUUAGACCCCCAGCUUACAACUUUGCCUAAACAGCUGCGUGCUGAGUUCCUGUCAAAGAUCUAUGCCGACCACCACACAGGACUGGAGGGUGUGGGGGGUUUUGACAAUGGACCACCACAAAGCAGAGGACAUGAGGGAAUGAGAUCCCAAGUCGCUAGAGAAUAUUCACACAGCAACGGCUAUUGCCAUGGCCCUAAUGAUGACUAUGUGGUUCUGGACCUGAGCACUGCCUCUAGUGUACAGUCAAGUGGCAGUGUGCAAUCCUCACAUGAGUCUGAUGAGGGCAGUGAUGAGGGAAUUUUGCUGGAUGACCUAGAGGAUGCUAGUGACACUGAGGACUGCACCCCAAGUACUGGGGCUCAGAGACUGUCAAUGGAGGGGAAGAAUAGAGAGGAAGCCGGGAAGGAAGAAAGAGAAGGAGAAACAGAUGAAAGGAUUCUGCACUAUGACCCCUCUGUUUCACCAUCCAUCUUGGCAUCCAGUGGAGGUAAUGGCACAGGAGGCAUUCUUUGCACCAUCUGCCACAAACUGUACAGUAACAAAGGGACCCUCCGGGUGCACUACAAGACUGUCCACCUCCGUGAAAUGCACAAAUGCAAAAUACCUGGCUGUAACAUGAUGUUUUCUUCUGUAAGGAGUAGAAACAGGCAUAGCCAGAACCCCAACCUACACAAAAAGGCCCCUUAUACCACAAUGAUUGAUUAAAACAUUCAUUCCUAUUUAGCCUAUUUCCACAAGCACCGUAUCUAUAAAAGAACCCUCUCAAUUCACCCCCACCCCCAAAUGCCUUUUUUAGUAUUGUGCCAUUUUGACAUUUUUGCUUUUGGAAGCAAGUUCUGAACAAUAUAACAUCACAGUGUCAUAACAUCAUAGUUCCCUCAGUUCCCUACACAAACCUCCCCUCAAUCUCUUAUUUGUGAGCCUUGCCUGCAGAAAUGUUGAUGAGGAAAAAACAAAAACAAAAAAAAAACUAAACUAAAUAAAAACGUUUGUAUUUGUGUAAUGACAGCUUUUAAAAGAAUCCCUUACAAAAGCAUGACUGACUAAAAUAUGUAAAUACUAAUGUUGUGAGGGGCUUGGUGUGAAACAAUUGUAUUGAUGGUUGAUAUUUUGUUCUUUUUUGUUUGUUUGUUUUUAUUUGGUCUGAGACUUUCACUUCAAAAGGAAAAGAAGGCAAGACAAAGUAGCAUCUGCUUAGCUUGAUUCAUUUAUAUUGGCUUAAAAUGUUUUAUCUUAAAAAAAGAAAUACAUGUGACUUGUGACUUGUUUUAUCUUCAUGUUAGGUAAACAGAUGGAGCUGGCAUGCUUUUAGCUCUAACAAAAUACUUUUUUCUCACAAUCAUAUCUUUAUUUAAAAAAAAAAAACAAAAAAAAAACAAUUUUGCACUUUGCAACUAUACUAGUGGGACUAUUAUUUCAAGGAUACCGCUUUACAAUGAUCAUUGUCCAUUGUGAAAAUGACAUUUUUAAGGAUACAGUGCCAAGUGGUAUUAACUGUACCUUUAACAGAAACGUGCCAGAUCUUUAUAUGAGAGUAUCUCAUUUGACAUGAUUAAACACUAUAUUCAUCCCAUUUAGUAAGUGUUUCAGGUAUAUUCAUUUGAAUGCAGUAAAUAAGUAUUACUGACUCUGAUCAUAAUAAUUGAAAAAUAAACAUUUAAAGAGUAUAAGUGUAUGGUCGAAGGCUGAAUUAGCCCAGAGGUUAGGUAGAUAAUCUUUCUACUGCAUGUAGUUAUACUUUAAAGAGGUAGUUUGUGUCCUGUAAUUUAUUUUGUCUCUAAAAAUUUGAUCAGUUUUAUGAUAUACAAAUGCCACACAAGAGAGGCUAUAGAAACUGUGACCAAAAGCAAAGGUACUGUUGCAGAACAGAAAUUAAAGGAAAACACUAUCUUCUCUAACACUUCUCUACAACUUACAGACAUGUGUUUAAUGUUGAGGUUUUCGUCUUUAUUUUGAUCCUGGCGAUCAUUAUCUGACGGCCA
Molecule: messenger RNA, 5294 nt
Organism: Danio rerio (zebrafish)
Lineage: Eukaryota; Metazoa; Chordata; Actinopteri; Cypriniformes; Danionidae
Gene: bnc2
Product: basonuclin zinc finger protein 2
Cellular component (GO): nucleus
Source: RefSeq, marked validated